Messenger RNA from Cephus cinctus (wheat stem sawfly), 1450 nucleotides. RefSeq names its product peroxidasin. The transcript has a single exon. The record is from RefSeq and is a predicted model, not a curated record. Gene Ontology annotation, molecular function: heme binding; peroxidase activity. Gene Ontology annotation, biological process: response to oxidative stress. Bases 1 to 1128 code for a protein of 375 amino acids. Lineage: Eukaryota; Metazoa; Arthropoda; Insecta; Hymenoptera; Cephidae.
AUGCAGCAUAUCACGUACAGUCAUUGGCUACCUCUGAUCCUGGGAACAGAUACUGAUGAACUGUUACAGCCAUAUCAAGGAUACGAUCCAACAAUAGAUGCUAGUAUAGCUAAUGUCUUUGCCACUGCUGCACUCCGCUUUGGACACUCACUGAUUCAACCACGAUUAGAGCGACUAGACGAGUCCUUCCAAUCUAUACCCGAGGGUCCAUUGCAUCUGCGCGACGCAUUCUUCUCGCCGUGGCGUCUGGUCGAUGAAGGCGGCGUUGAUCCUCUUAUACGAGGAAUGUUCGCCACUGCUGCAAAACUCAAGCUACCUGAACAGAAUCUCAAUGUCGAGCUGACCGAGCAGCUCUUCCGCACGGCUCACGCCGUUGCCCUCGAUCUGGCCGCCAUGAACGUGCAGCGUUCCCGUGAUCAUGCUAUUCCAGGAUACCUGUCCUGGCGUCAGUAUUGCAACAUGUCCCACGUGGAAACCUUCGAGGAUCUCGCUAAUGAGAUCAGUGACAGAAAAGUGCGUCAGAAGUUGAGAGAACUCUAUGGACAUCCUGGUAACAUUGAUGUAUGGGUAGGUGGUAUUCUGGAGGAUCAGUUACCCAAUGCCAAAGUCGGUCCAUUGUUUCGGUGUCUUCUGGUAGAACAAUUCAAGAGGAUGAGGGAUGGCGACAGAUUUUGGUACGAGAAUCCAUCCUCGUUUCCUCCUGAACAAUUGGCCCAGAUCAAGCAAGUCACCCUGGCGAGGAUACUCUGCGACAAUGGUGACAAUGUUUCUCGUAUUCAACCUGAUGUUUUCCUCCUGCCUAACGACAAUAAUCCUUUGGGUGCUUGCAAUGGUAUCCCUACAGUGGAUCUACGGAUAUGGUCUGAUUGCUGUGAGAAUUGCGAGAAUCGCGGUAAUACUGUGUCACGAUUUAAACGUCAUAGUGCUGCAAAAUAUUCAGCUACGAAUAACUUGCAGCAGAAUGAUAUUCUCGACGAGAGUAACGAUUGCAAUGAUCUGAAAUGCUUUAAACAAUUGUUAAUUGAAUCUGAUAUGAAGACGAAGAAGUUAACGGAACAAGUUGGCGAAAUUUCGCGCCGGUUAGAGGAACUGAUGUUACGGUUGGAGGAAGUUCAGAAGUCUAAAUGAAUUUCUGUGGCCGGGCACCAUUUUUUUUAAAUGACCUCAUUGCGUUAUCGUUCACCAUUCAUGUAUUUUGCUUAUAUCGUUGUUAUCAAUCGUACGCGCAAUUAUUGUAUAUAUAUAUGCUUCGUUAUUUCAACGGUAUGUUCUUUCGUUUUAUAAACAUCUCCCAUGUUUAUGAUGGACAUUAUACUCCGGGAAUCCAUUGGCGAAUGUUAAGGCUAAACAAGUCUAUUUAGUAAAAUGAGUAAAAAUAUUAUGAGUAACGUUUAUGGACCAUCCAUUUGUUAAUGUCCCCAUUGAGGUACUUUACAUGGAAGUAUCUUGA